Messenger RNA from Durotheca rogersii, 2966 nucleotides. Its product is annotated as fungal-specific transcription factor domain-containing protein. Gene Ontology annotation, biological process: regulation of DNA-templated transcription; DNA-templated transcription. The record is from RefSeq and is a predicted model, not a curated record. NCBI's taxonomy places the organism in Eukaryota, Fungi, Ascomycota, Sordariomycetes, Xylariales, Xylariaceae. The transcript is spliced from 8 exons. Gene Ontology annotation, molecular function: DNA binding; zinc ion binding; DNA-binding transcription factor activity, RNA polymerase II-specific. The coding region runs from base 217 to 2550 and encodes 777 amino acids.
GCCAAAUCUCAGUCCGCACACCUUUCGCUCCCGUCCUUCUUCGGCCACGGGCUUGCACACCAUUCCGUCCACGCCUCUCCUCUACCCAGCGCGCGCUCCAGCACGCACUCCAGCACGCGCUCCGGCACGCGCAUCCACUACCCCUCUGCCUGUCCGCCUGUCCGCCUGUCCGCCUGUCAGCCUAUCCGCCCGUUCCGCAGACGGGAUCCAGACAGGAUGGGCCCGCAUGAUGCGCCGUUCCCUCCCAGCAACGGCCUUCCUAACGACAAUCCGAUGGAUGAAGAUGGAGACGACGAUAACGCCGCUCACGACAAAUCCUCCACCCACUCCGCAGACAAGGACGGCCAUGAGAUAUCUGCCACCGAGAAGCUAGCUUGUGAUCGCUGCCGCCAACGAAAGGUGCGCUGCAACCGAGUGAACCCAUGUUUGCAUUGCGCCAGAACUGGAUCUGUAUGUUCCUACACCCUAGGACCUAAGCCCAGGGAGAAGCGGCAGAGAGUCCUGAUAUCCAGCGCGUACGAGAGUCGGAUGGAUAGCAUUUCCAGGAAGUUGGAUGAGCUCAACGAGUUGAUGAGCCAGCUGAGCCACACGCAGGGUAGCCAGGUCCCUUUACCCCCGUCAUCGUCGUCACUAGCUUGCUCUGUUACCUAUCCGUCAUCUGCCCUAGCGGGAGUAAGUGUCGGGUCCUCACCAGCCUCAACUCCUGGACCUCCUGUCCACUCGGGGGACGGCAAGGACAAUAAGGACAAUGACAAUACCAAGACGCAAUUCGAGGGCGAAUCGCCGCUGUUCUCCCAUGCCAUCUUUGCCACCAAGUUCCUGCAGGAUGCCAUCGUCAAUAACCCCUCGGCCAAGAUCUCGCUAGAGAUGUCGUCGGUGCUCGACAAUCUUCGCGCCGCUGUUGAUGUUCAGAAACAACAACCAGGCACCCCCGAUCGCCUCUUUCCGCUCGCCAGGCGGAUUCCACGAGGCACCAGCAUCCGUGAUCUGCCCAUGCCGCCCAUAGAGAAAGCGCUCGCAUGUCUGAGAAUGGCCAAAGAAUGUCCCCGUGUUGAGUUCUUCUGCCUCGUGGAGUUAGAGUCUAUUGGCCAAUUCACGGAAUACUUCGUCAAGGUUUACUCACCCGGCGCGGUCAGUGAUGCCGACUUGAUUAUCGUCCACGCUGGCCUGUAUUGGCUGUUCUGCGAGUGUUCUUGCGUCACCGCAGCCGAAGAAGCUAAGCAGGACCUGGAAGCCCAAGCGCUCUUAUGUCGGGAAAACCUGGAGACAGUCUUGUCGAUGCUGCCCUUCCACAUCCCACCGACGUUGGAUUACGCAUACGCGAUGAGCAUGGCCUCGAACUAUGCUCUUCAGAGGUGUAACUUUUCCCUUGCGUGGAAUUUCAUCUGCUCGGCAUCUCGGCUCAGCUACUCGCUCGGCCUUCACGGUGGGAUCCCCACGAACCACGAGUCACCAGACACUAGUCGUCGAAGAGCGCGAUUGUUUUGGACAAUAUACGCGACAGACAAGAUGUUGUCUCUACGACUCGGUCAGCCUUCCACGAUUCGGGACAGCGAGAUUGCCUUGCCGCCCAUGAGCCAAGCCCAGGCCACCGAAUCAAUUCCACAUAUACUUUUGCCCAGCCUCCUCAAACUCUCAGGCUUGCAAGGCCGGGUAUACGAUGAGAUCUAUAGUCCUGGGGCACUAAACCAACCUCAAGAAGUCCAGAUAUUUCGUGCGACGGCCCUUGGGGAUGAGUUGAAGAGGAUCAUGUACACUGAUGACAAACUAAAGUACUACGAGGAGAGACGCCGAGUAGUAGGGGAUGUCCUGCACGAGCUUUUAUGGCAUUCCGACAGGUUAUCCCAGCUGUCGUUACUAACAUUGAUCUACCGCGGCAUUCCUCCCGCGAAGCCUUCAGGGUCUGCGUUCUGUGAGGAGUGCGUGGCUACGGCUAGAGAGGCGUUGAAAGAACACGAAAGAUGCCUCAACAUCAUUACCAGCAAAAAUAUGCAAUCAAUCUUCCUGGAACUAUACGUCAAUUGGGGCCUCCUCCAAGCCCCUUUCACCCCGUUCAUCGUCCUUUUCUGUCGCAUAAUCGAGACGUCGGACCCCUCCGACCUAGGUUGCCUCGGUGCACUAGUCGAUACCCUCCAAAUGGUUUCCACCUCCACUUCCAUCUCCUCUCACUACCCCACCUGUACCAAACAGGUUCGAUUGUUCAAGGCGCUUUACGAUGUCGCGGUGAAAUACAUCGAGGUGAGGACGAGCGCAGCUCGCGGAGACAUGUUGGAAUCUUCUGACAUGGACCUGAACACUUACAUGAACACAAUGGGUAUGGGAGUGCUCCAGCCGUCACCGCUCCCAAGUUCUGCAUCGGGCUCCCUCGAUAUGGCAGACAGCGCGGGGAGCGCUGUGGGUGGCAUGUCAGGCAAUGGGACGAACGUAAUGGCUUCAGCUCAGAACCAAAUAUUUGGGACCUUCGGUAUGGAGAUGGACCCAUCAGGCGCCGAGCUGGGCAACUGGUUCUACCAAAACCACCAAAUGAUGAGAAUGCUAGAAGAUACAUGAUGGUUCUCGAGAUAGCCUUCAAAGGAAUUUCCUGCCGGAUUCAGGAAAUGCUCGCUGUAUUGUAUGACGGGUUUAGAGACGCAAAGGUCGGCCGGCGGGUUGGCAGGGUAAUCUAAUUUGGCCCUAACUUAACAGGAAUACACAUCGUAAUAGAUGUUUGGAAAGGUCAGCCUAAGGGCGACGCGGAAUUCCCGCCUUUCAGACGGUUGUGGUGAGGCGGCCUCGCCCCUCUUCGAAAGGGGGCAACGUGGUGCAAAAUACGCCAGGUUGCCAGGUUAUCCUCAGAACGUGUACGAAUCAUACGGUAUCUCGCGACAAGCUUAAAGUGGCGAUGUUAUGGUUACUUGUAACUAGUUAUAUAAUCCCUCAGUGGAUUGACGGUAGAAACAGCAAAACAGGACACUCAUUAGAAUCAA